This is a messenger RNA of Wasmannia auropunctata (little fire ant), 7582 nucleotides long. It is a transcript of the gene Atg2, whose product is annotated as autophagy-related protein 2 homolog B. Lineage: Eukaryota; Metazoa; Arthropoda; Insecta; Hymenoptera; Formicidae. Gene Ontology annotation, biological process: autophagosome assembly; autophagy of mitochondrion; reticulophagy. Gene Ontology annotation, molecular function: phosphatidylinositol-3-phosphate binding. Gene Ontology annotation, cellular component: extrinsic component of membrane; phagophore assembly site. The transcript has 16 exons. The record is from RefSeq and is a predicted model, not a curated record. Bases 550 to 6840 code for a protein of 2096 amino acids.
UUCUUUGCUGGUCGAUUCAAAGUGUGGAAACCAAGAUCAUGAAGAAUCAAUUAGCUGGAGCGCUCGGCGCUCCCUGUUUUAUCUACCGAACGCUCCCAUUGAAGUAUACCGAAGAUGUUGUAAGUAUAUAAAUUUUCAGUACUCUGGCACAGGGUAUAUCGGAGCGCUGGCAGUGCUGGCACGGCCGCCGGAGAAUCGUCGGAGCAGCGCCGCGCGAAUGCGCGAUCUCAAUCGACAGACGGAAACCGUUCGAGAAGCACCUCGAGAAGGCUAGUUGUGUCGUGUAUUGUGUGCCGAGAGCGUCAUGGACGCGAGCGGUGCGCGUGUCGGGGGAUGCGAUUCGCUCGUGUAGGAUCGUCCGCCAACGCUCCUGAAACGCCCGAGUUCGCGCGCCGAGGGUUUCGGUCGAGGGUAUGCCUCGCGACAACGUGCCUGGCGCGACGAGAUGAUACCCCAACGCUCCACGCGACUCGCCGGAAUUCACCUCGGGAUAGGGAUCGCGUAACGUGCGCGCGGACAACGGGCUGACUCGACCGCGCGCGGGGCGAGAUGAGCAAGAUGUCUUGGCUCGGAUGGUCGGCGGACAUCAAGAAGCGGGCCUGCAGGUACCUGCUGCAGCGUUAUCUCGGCCAGUUCCUCGAGGAGCUCACGCUGGAUCAACUGACCGUCGAUCUCUACAAUGGCACGGGACGAGUCAUCAAUGUCAGCCUCGACGUGCAAGCGCUCAACGAGAUGGGGGAGCAACAACAUCUCCCAUUGGAAUUCGUUGACGGCUUCAUAAUGGAGAUAUCCCUUAGUGUACCAUGGUCGACGUUGCUCACUCAAGCGAGUUACGUGGAAGUAAAGGGUCUCAGGCUCACGGUACAACCGCGACAAAGAGUCGAAACUGGAACUUCGAUGUUCGAAUCUAUGUGGAGUUCCAUGACAUCCAGCAUGCAACUCGCUCAGGAGUGUCUGCAGCAAGACGCGGCCAAUGCGGGGAACGCUCAACCCUUAGAGGCGGUGGAAAUGUUUGCACAGACUAUAGAUUCGAUUUUGUCUAGGAUUAAAGUGAGAUUUAUCGAUACUGUGAUACGCUUGGAGCACGUACCUUUGAACUCUUCCACGGGGGUAGCGGUCGAGGUGUGGAUACAAAAUCUGGAAUAUUCCGACGAGGCGGGAUUGGAUCCCAGUAAUACGUCGCUGGACCCCGACGAAUCCGCGAAGGCGUACAUCAUUUCGGCGUUCUCCACUAAGCGAUUUUACAUGGAGGGAGUGACUUUUCACACCGACGAAUUUCCCUCGCGCGCAAGAACGUUUUCCAGAAGUAUGCUGGCCAGUACGUGCUCUACUCCCGAUUCUAAGCAGAACUCGGACAGUCUGUUCAUCUCCGCACAAAUGUCUCCUACGCAGAGCAUUCUGCAUACACCGCCAGACGGAAAUGCUGUUAACAACUCGAACGAAUCAAGUCCCAUCGUGUUUGCUAAGCUAGCAGGUAGACAAGAAGUGAGAUUAAAAAUGAAACAAGGAGAGGGAAUAUCGGGACCAAAGGUAGAACUGGAAAUUACUCUAGGAUCGCUUACUUUGUUCCUGAGUCCUAGGCAGCUUCACGUUUUAUUAGAAUUAGCGCAUGGCCUAGCAUCUCCAGAUCUAGAAGACGUCAGUAAUGUUGUUCCGAGGAGAUACACGGAGAAGCCUAUGGCUAGCAGCGAUUUUAAUCGUAUAGAACGCGAGCUUAUACAUCAGACACAUCCUAUGCAAGAUUUGAAAACUACAGAUCUACGAUACGCUCAAGGAUGGUCCACUGGAUCCGUGGACGAGUCUGAUAACGAGGACGAAUUUCUACCAAUGAAAUUGCCGGGCGGCUCUUCGUCGAUGUGCGAUUCGAUCACAAGCAAUAAUUUCAGUAUGGAGGGCAGCAUAUCGGCCAGCAGCAUCAGUUCGAAAAGUUCGGCAACAAAUCUGCCGAGACACAAUAGACACAGACAUAACAUAGACAACGACACAUCCGCCGAGACUACCCAAUUUCACAUAAGGAUAUCUUCCGUCGCUCUAGUUCUGUUGCACGAAGAUAUACUGACGCCGUGCGUGGAGCAACUCGGUCUAACUUCUAGCAGUGUAAGACAGAUGAAAAACGCGGCAAAGGAGUUUUUCAGGCAAUUAGGAGCAUUUGCUAUGGGCGGUUACGGAAGUAAAGAUUUUGAUACGGCGUCAAAAUCACUCACAGAGGCUUGUCGACUUAGUCAUAUUAGAUUACUAGCUGCACCACUAGUAGUCGAGGGCAGUGAAAAGACUACUAAUCAGCACUCCGCGUUAUCAGGAAGCUUGACCUUAGCUAGUUUGGAAAUUGUAGAGUGUCUGGUUGACUCCAACAACCCUAGCUCGUAUAGGACACCAUCGAUGGAAUUCGUCGAGCUAUUAGCGUUUACAAAAGAGAAUACGACUAAUAUCGGAUUUUCCAAUAAAACUGACUUCAGAAUGAGAUUUAAAUAUACGCAAAAGGCUGUUCGACAUACUCACAUGACGAAAUUUGCACAUCCACGCACGGACUUCGACAUUCAAAUGGAACCCUGCAGAGGCGAAGUAGAUAUUACUAUUGUAGACAGAAUAUCUGCUAUCCUUAAUCCGCAGCCGAUAUGUACUUACAAUCCUGUAAUAAAUGCUAGAGAUGCUAACCAACAGACAUUAUUUGAUCAAGCUGUGGACAGUACGACACUGCCAGAUUCUAGAAUAGACGUUAAAAUCUCUUCAUCAUCGUGUACGAUUAAAUUAAGAUUUCCUGUGCCAGAUUUAAGACCACUGCACGAUAUGAGUCGUGCGCCAUGGUGGAAGAGAUCUGUGAGAUCUGAUUAUAUGAUAGUGCAAAUGACAGACGCACAAGUUCAUUCCACCAUGGACAGUCGAUCUCCUUGUUUAGCUAGGCAUGAACUGCAAUGUCGGCGGCUAUCGUUGUUGUACAUAGAAACCGAGGGCGACACGCCAAUCGAAAUCGGUUUAGCCACAGCCGACGAGAAGAACGACGCCGCGUCGUAUCAGCAAGUCAACGAUGAUCUCGGUUGGGCGAGAGUGGUAAUCAUUGUAUAUCCAGAACGUCUUGGUGCUCCGUUGGAAGAUAGUUCUGAAGAGGAAAUGGAGAAUGAUAAACGGAUUUUGGACGACACCUUGGAAAAAACUCCAAAACAUGCGCCUUCCCCGUUCACCUCUAGACGAAUCAUGCGCGAAUCCGACACGGUUCAUUCGAAAUCUCACGAACGCGGUCAGAAGAACGAACAAAGUGACGGUGAGGAGCUAAUUAUACCUGGUAAUCGACAAGAAAUGUUGGAAUUUAUCGAAGAAGGCAUACAUGGCUCGAGAUUACAAUUGGAAAUCAAUUUACCUUGUGCUUCCGUCCAGAUACCAUCUAAACGCAUUUACGAGCAGCUCUACAAUCGAUUCAACACCGACUUGUUCUUGUGGGAACCGUCAGCGCCGAGACCCAAAUAUACCACUCAUAUGGAAAAUCAUAUUGGUCUCGACUUGGCAUCUACCCUCUUGCAGGAGUCUACAUAUCCCAAAUUCAGCAUGUGCAAAAGUGGGAUACAAUACAAUUCCGACUCCGAUUCGGACGAAGAGGGUAUAUUCCAUUCUGCAACGAAUGAGAAAGGUCACAAGGAGGCGCGAAUGUCAUCGAAGAGAGCACAGAGCAAGCUGGCGAUGACUCUGAGCAUCAGUCAGGGUCUCCUGUCUAUGUACACUCCUGUGCGCGACUCUAUGCGCAACGUCAUACCCGGUCAACAGGGAGAAUUGAUCAUACGGCUGGAGGACGCCACGAUAUUUUCCGUGACCGCGUACAAGGGGAACGUUAAUCUGAGCUACGCCUGCGCUAUGAUGAGAAGCGUGUCGUUGGAUCACUGCGGCCUGACAACAAGCCCGUCGCAGACACCGCCGUUGAGAUGUAUCAACAGCGUUAGGCCGCGAUACUGCGAGAGGACGAUAUAUCGCAGCGCGUCCGGUAGUAGUGUAGCGGCGAGUCCUAGUGACAAGGACAUGGUGACGGUCGCGGUGAGAAUACAAGCGGCACAUCAGACGCAUCGUAUAAAGACUUUCCGAGUCGCGAUAGGCAUAAGCAACGCCACACUGAGGCACCGAAUGUGUUCCACCGCUACCUCGUGGUUCACGGAACUUAUGGAUUGCCUAGACGUGACGGAUCAUCCUGUCGCCGGUUACACACCGCCGGGCAUCCUCACCGAGCUGCAUCUGCAUCUGUGGGACUGCGCGAUCGAUUACAGGCCGCUUCACCUGCCGCUGCGGUCCGUCGUGACCCUCGGUAAUUUUAGCGUGUCGAGCAACAUCACGGCCCAGACCAACACGUCGACGUUGCGCUUCAUCGCGGAGGACGUCGCGCUCUUUAUAUCGGACAAGCUGCGCGAGAAAUCGGUAGAUCUAAAGCGGGACUACGUGUGCGUGAUGAAUUUCGGCCUGUUCGAGUUGUCGCUGCGUCUGAACGAGAGGAUGUACGGUGGCGUGCCGCGGGUCGAUCUACGGGCGAGCAACAACGUGUUGCAUGUGCGCACGUGCUCGGACUCCGGCCGCGCUCUCAUGCAGCUGCUCACUUACAUCGCCAACGACGGUGAUUUGCAUCAGCCGAGUAGCGCGAUCAACAGCAGCACCGAGAGCAUACCCAUCGUGCCGCCGCCGACGUCCACGAAGUUCGAGGAGAAUCUUCUGGGCGUCGAGAGCAUCAACACGCUCAGCAGGAGUCAGGUCGAGCGAGUCUACAGUCUGAUGGAGGACGCGUUGGAGGAAACUGUGAAGGGGGGGACGACGACCCACAAUCAGAGUGGCAACGAAAGUGAGAAGAUACCAAUGACCGAGAAUCGGGUUGAGUUUUUCUUUCCUGACGAUUCGUGUGCUGCCACGCGAGAGGCAGAAGCGCGAAAAAGUUCGCAGGAGUGCGGCAAAACGAUCGCGUGUAACGCCGAGGAUGACGACGACGAUGACGAAUUUUGUAUCUUGGGAGAGGAGGCUGGUACGGGAAUAAUACCACGCUACGGAGUACCUGAGAUUCGAUCGUUGUGCCAAGAGCCGUUGAGGAUAGUGGACAAUCACUUUUCCGUGCCGGUCGGCAAAACCGACCUGCUGCAGACUCCACCGAAUUACCCCGCGCCUGUAUUGAAGUACACCCUCUGCGAAAUGACGUUAAUAUGGCACAUGUACGGCGGCAAUGAUUUCGACAGUUCUCAACCGCAAUCCGCGAAGCACGUGACCAUCAGUGACGUUCGCAACAAUAUCGCGCAUGGAAGAAGUAGAUCAGCCAUAGGUGCAGUAGGCUUCAACAAGUCUAGUCCGAACGAAGUGCACUUCGGCAGCGUGCCGAACUCGCCGCGCGCAACGAGAAGCAACGAAUCGUUGAUCGAUUGGCACACAUUAGGCGGCCCGGGUCGGCGGCACGACGUGCUGAUGGAAUUGCAAUUGAGCAAGGUGCGCUUUCAGCACGAGGUCUAUCCGGAGAACACCCGGGAGGCGUCCAGGCAGGUGCUACUGGUGCACGAGAUUGAAGUGAGGGAUAGACUGGCGUCGUCGCACAUAAACAAAUUCCUUUAUCAAUACAGCAGCGAAGCGAGACCAAGGCAGUCUCACUCUAUUAUGUUUACCAUGAAGGCAGUUCACGUAAGGCCGGAUCCCAGAUUAAGUGCCCAAGAAUGUUGUUUGAAACUUAGUCUACUGCCACUGCGACUGAACAUAGACCAAGAUAGCCUACUGUUCUUAAUACAAUUUUUUAACGAACUAGGCGGUGGAUCGAAGCGAAGCCAAGAAAGCUCUAGCACACCUAAUAGCUCGCAAUCCACCCCCGUAUCGAAACAAGGAACACCCACGCAUCAUCCGCCCAUUAUGAGCGUGAAUGAUGAUGCGUUGACGAAUGACGCGAUGAUGAAUAUGUCGCAGAAUAAUAUCAUUGAUCAGAAUCUGUUGAUACUCUUGGAAGACGAGCUGACGUUCAGGGAGAACAAGAUCAAAGCGAAGACUAUCCGUCAUGUCCACGACGACAGUCAGCCGAUAUACUUUAGGAACAUUGUAUUCGGUCCGGAGGUUCUCAUCAGAUUGGAUUACCACGGGAAACGCGUGGAUUUCACUCACGGGCCAUUGGCGGGCUUGCUAAUGGGUUUGGCGGAACUGAACUGUUCUGAAUUAAGACUGAAGAGAUUAUCGUACAGGCACGGAUUGUUGGGUUACGAUAAACUUUUUACAUAUCUAGUUUCGGAAUGGUUGCAGGAUAUCAAGAAGAAUCAACUCCCGAGUUUACUUGGCGGUGUGGGCCCGAUGUACUCUGUAGUACAGCUGUUUCAAGGAAUACGCGAUCUAUUUUGGUUACCAAUUGAACAGUAUCAGAGGGAUGGGAGAAUUGUCCGUGGGUUACAGCGCGGAGCAAACAGUUUUACAACGUGUACCGCAAUGGCUGCGUUAGAACUGACAUGUAGAAUAGUGCAGGCGUUACAGACCACGGCCGAGACCGCGUACGACAUAGUUAGCCCUGGCCCCAGCGUGAGAUGUAAGAAUAAAGGACAGAAGGGUCGACGAAAGAGAUACAGUCAGCCGCUGGAUAUCCGCGAGGGGGUGGCUAACGCUUACACAUUAGUCAAAGAGGGUUUAGGCGAGACUGCAACUCAACUGGUUCGCGUGGCGAGCGAAGAACACGAGCACAAGGGCACUGUCGGUGCGGUCGGCGGAGUAUUGCGACAAAUUCCACCGACGGUCGUGAAACCGAUUAUUCUGGCCACCGAGGCGACCAGCAACGUGUUGGGCGGCAUGCGAUCGUCGCUAGUGCCCGAUGCGCGCCGAGAGGCGGUACAAAAGUGGCGGCAAGAUUCCGACGCCUGUUAAAACCUCCCGUCGAACGCGCGGAAAAUGGGAAAAUUGCUAGAUCGUUAUCGGAUAUCGUCAGUCAAUUUCGCUCAAGCAACGCUUUUCGAUCGCGGCCGAUCGCGGCCGAGCCACUUUUUUUAUUGUAACAUAUUCAUGACAUAUAUAUAUAUAUAUACACACACAUUACGGAAAGAGAAUGCUAAGUAGGCUAAGAGUGCCAUACGUUUGCGUUACGUUUGGCGAUAUUGUGAUUAUAACGAUUAUUCGCUCACUAGAUCGAUCGUGAAUUAUUGUCGCUCGAUCUGUGCGAGUCUGUUAUUAGGCCUCGAAGAGAGACGUGGAUCGUCGAUAAGGGAGAGACGAGACACCGCGAGAGGAGAGCCGCCGCCGCCGCCUCUCCUUGGAUCCUAAUUACGAGUGCUAUACAAUGUUGACGUAGUCAGAGAUCGGUUCCAUUGAUUUUUUUUUUGUACAUUACGAGUGUGCGACGCAUCUCUCUCUCUCUCUCUCUGGCAUCGGACAUCUAAUGAUAAAAUCUUAGUCUAAGAGUUGCCGCGCUAAUUUCGUUACAACUGUACAAAAUACUUGUUACACUUAUAGAUUGUAAUAGCUACGUUCUAUCGCGCGAAGGAAUAUAUUAUGCCGCUUCUAUAUUCCUUCUCUAUAUAUUUUUUUCUUCUGAUCAUGUGUUUUAUACCAAUGAUAUGUGUAUCCGAAGGGUUUUUAUUAAUAAAAUUAUACACAGUAAACGAAAAAAAAA